Portunus trituberculatus (swimming crab) is the source of this 1892-nucleotide messenger RNA. It is a transcript of the gene Lmpt, whose product is annotated as four and a half LIM domains protein 2-like. Lineage: Eukaryota; Metazoa; Arthropoda; Malacostraca; Decapoda; Portunidae. The coding region runs from base 159 to 1793 and encodes 544 amino acids. The record is from RefSeq and is a predicted model, not a curated record. The transcript has 13 exons. Gene Ontology annotation, cellular component: nucleus; Z disc. Gene Ontology annotation, molecular function: zinc ion binding; transcription coregulator activity.
UACUACUACUACCACUACUACUACUACCACCACAACCACUUCCAGCCACUCAGUCGUUCCAGAAACACAGCCGCGCACACACGCACGCACACACACACGCACACACACACACACACACACACACGUCGAGAAGAGAGGAAAGCGGGUUGAUCACAAACAUGUCUGCCUUUUCUCUUCAAGUUUACAAAGAAACCGGCGUGUUAGUACAAGAGGUGGACGAUGGGCAACCCUGCUUGAUGUGCCGAGAUAAGUGCAGUGGCUACACUUCACACCCAUGGAGGAAGACGUGCGAGGUGUGUAAGUGCAAUCGAGAGGUCCACGAUGUCUUCCAUAGAGAGUUCGUCAAUAUACGGGAGCGGCUGGGACUUGGCGACUCCAUGGGGCGGGCCAACAAGGAGAUGUGUCUUCAGGAAGGCUACACGUGGGUUCCUGCAGGCUUGUCCAGCGAACAGAUAUAUGCGUACAUGUCCUGCCUACCGGGCCACAGGGUGCCACGCCUGGGGACCCCCGGGGAGAAGGCGCGGGAGAGGAAUUUGAUGUCACAAUUUCCGAAGCAAGAUCUAGCUUUGCCUCUGACGCGCCAUAUUGAGCCUCAGCAUCACAUAUCCUUCAGAGACUUCAUCAACGCCAGGAACGACAUCGCGCUGGACAUUGGGAUCGUAAACCCUUCCCUGGACGCCGGCAAGGAGUGCUCAGGGUGCGGGGAGGUAGUGGCGAGGGGGGGCGUGGGGGUCGUCGCUCCCCGGCUGGGUGAGGGGGAAGUGUGGCACCCGUCCUGCUUCACGUGUACGACCUGUAACGACCUGCUGGUGGACCUGGUGUACUGUGUGUGGGAGGGAUCCGUUUUCUGUGGAAGGCAUUACGCGGAGAAGCUCAAGCCCAGGUGCGCGGCGUGUGAUGAGUUAAUUUUCAGCGGAGAGUACACGAAGGCCAUGUCGAAGGACUGGCAUUCCGGUCACUUCUGCUGCUGGCAAUGUGACGAGUCCCUUACAGGUCAGCGGUACGUGUUGAAGGACGACCACCCUUACUGCAUCAAGUGUUACGAGGCAGUCUUCGCUAACUCCUGUGACGACUGCAACACUGUCAUCGGCAUCGACUCCAAGGACCUGUCUUACAAGGACAAGCACUGGCAUGAGAAGUGCUUCCUGUGCAACAAGUGCCAAGUGUCACUGGUGGACAAGCAGUUCGGCUCUAAGAUGGACAAGAUUUUCUGCGGGCCUUGUUACGACGCACAGUUUGCCACGCGCUGUGACGGCUGUGGCGAGAUCUUCAGGGCUGGCAACAAGAAGAUGGAGUACAAGGCCCGCCAAUGGCAUGAGAAGUGCUUCUGCUGCUGUGUGUGUAAGACCCCCAUUGGAACCAAGAGUUUUAUUCCCAGAGACCAGGAAAUUUACUGCGCUGCCUGUUAUGAGGAGAAAUUCGCCACGCGCUGUGUAAAGUGCUCCAAGAUCAUCACCAGUGGCGGUGUCACAUACAAGAACGACCCGUGGCACAGAGAAUGCUUCACCUGCACAAACUGCUCAGCGUCUCUGGCUGGCCAACGCUUUACUUCAAGAGAUGACAAGCCGUAUUGCGCUGACUGUUUCGGAGAGCUGUUUGCCAAGCGCUGUACCGCCUGUUCCCGCCCGAUUACUGGUAUUGGAGGGACUCGCUUUAUUUCCUUCGAGGACAGACACUGGCACAACGACUGCUUCAUCUGUGCUUCCUGUCAGGGCUCUCUGGUCGGCAAAGGCUUCAUUACAGAUGGAGCUGACAUCUUGUGCCCUGACUGUGCCAAGCAAAAGUUGAUGUAAACAGGAAGAGGAGGAGGAGGAGGAGGAGCAAGAAGAGGAGGAAGAGGAGGAGGAGGAGGAGGAGGAGGAGGAGGAGGAGGAGGAUUGUGUGUGUGUGUG